This is a messenger RNA of Trichoderma asperellum CBS 433.97, 609 nucleotides long. RefSeq lists its product as uncharacterized. The record is from RefSeq and is a predicted model, not a curated record. Gene Ontology annotation, biological process: regulation of transcription by RNA polymerase II. Gene Ontology annotation, molecular function: DNA-binding transcription factor activity, RNA polymerase II-specific; sequence-specific DNA binding. Lineage: Eukaryota; Fungi; Ascomycota; Sordariomycetes; Hypocreales; Hypocreaceae. Gene Ontology annotation, cellular component: nucleus.
AUGGCGUAUUGCUACCGCUGCGAAAGGCCGUUUAGGACCCUACUGGCCCUAAACCAGCAUACAUACGACUCUUCUAAACAUCAUAUGUGUCCCGAGUGCACGGGAGACUUCAAGACGCUGUACGAACUUAGGGAACAUUUAGUCGAUGAACAUGACGGGUGUCCAGAAUGCUAUGAUAUAUUUGACAGCGAGUCAGAUCUCCAAGACCAUUUAUUCGAGGAGCACAAUAUGUGCUCUAUUUGCAACCAAUUCUUCAAAUCCCCUUCCAAUCUCAAAUAUCAUCAACUCGUUCACCGCGAGAAAACUGUCAAAUGUUUUGCGUGCUAUCGCAUGUUUGUGACCAAAUCCGCCAUGGUGUUGCACUUGGAAGAGGGAACAUGCAAACCCGGCAUUGAUGUUGAUGUUAUCGACGAUCUCGCGACGGAUUGCUACGAAUCUCACAAAUACCUUGACAAUGACGGCGACUACAAAUGCCCGACUUGCGCAAAAUAUUUCAGAUUCAUGAGCGGACUGUUACAGCAUGCGGAAAGCGACAGUUGCGAUGAGACGCUGAGGUGGAAACAUGGUCCUCUGGCGGUAUUUCUCCGUUUUCUCAAGACACGCGUUUGA